Messenger RNA from Aegilops tauschii subsp. strangulata, 990 nucleotides. The record is from RefSeq and is a predicted model, not a curated record. NCBI's taxonomy places the organism in Eukaryota, Viridiplantae, Streptophyta, Magnoliopsida, Poales, Poaceae.
AUGGACCUCGACCGGGAGGUCGCGGUCAUUGGGGAUGACACCCCGUCGCGGACCGACAUGUUCGAGCGGGCGGGGGCCGACGGGGGCGGCGGUGACGCCGUCUUGGGGGAGGUGUCGUGGAAGGCGCCGGAGGGGGUGGCUCGGACAUCGACGAUCGAGGCGCCGCCAGUGGUGGAGCCGCAACCCACUCCACCCACCGAGCCAGCGUCGGUGCCGGAGAGGGCGCCGGAGAAAACGCUGGAGAGGGCGCCAGCCUCAGGGGAGGCGGCCAGCGGGGAACACGCCCUAGUGCUCAGGUCAGGGGGUCGUUGGGUCGCCGGGUUGCAGCCGACACGGAGCGGGACCGGCGAGGUCUUCUUCGGGCCUCCAACCCAGGAGGAGGCGGCGAUGGCCGCCGUGACCCGGCGCCUGCGAGGGCGGACGGACCGGAUCCAGGCCUUCGCCCAGGCCGAGGUCGAGGCGACGCAGGAGCCGGAGCGCGCCAUGUUUCAACUGGACUCCUACCGGGUCGGCGUCUUCAACCGGCUCCUUGAGACGCACUGGUGUCUCAAAGAACGGCUCGCCGCCAAGGAGGAGGAGCUCCGCACCGCGAGGACCCGGCUGAUUCAGGCCAGCUUCCACUACGACCGGCUCAUUCCUGAUGCCGGUCGGCUUGGAGCCGAGGUGGAGAGGGCGAGGGCGCAGGCGACGGGAGCCCGGCGGGCACUCGACGAAGCCAGCCAGCUGCAGGAGCAGCUGGCGGGCGACAAGGGCCGUCUUGAGGCCGAGGUGGAGCGCCUCAAGGCGGAGGCCGCCAAGGUUGUGGAGGCGCAGCGGGCCCUUGCCGAGGCGGACCAGCAACACGGCAAGCUGGCCGACGACAAGGGGCAGCUCCAGGCCGAGGUGGACCGCCUGAAGGCGCUGGUGGCCACGGCGGAGGAGACCCGGCAGGGGGAGACCCGGUGCCGCGAGGAGGCCGUGAAGGCGGCCGAGGAAAGGACGCCGAGCUGA